AUGGCAGAAAGAGCUCCAGUUUCUGCUGAAGAUACCUUAGUUCGUUAUGAUAAUCCAGUAUUAGUAACAAAACAACCCGAGAAAGUGGUAUCCCCAACAACCGGUGCGAUAGCUCAACCAUGUAUUCCUACAGAAGCAAAACGUGAGACUGAAGAAAUACUUAAUGCGAUUUUACCACCUAAAGAAUGGGAAGAAGAUGGACAGAUAUGGACUCAAAAGAUAUCGUCUACUCCUGCAACGAGAUUAGAUGUGAUAAAUCUUCAAGAAAUGCUGGAUACCCGUCUACAGCAAAGGCAAGCGAGAGAAACGGGAAUAUGUCCAGUUCGCAGGCAACUUUAUACUCAGUGUUUUGAUGAACUUAUACGCCAGGUUACUAUUAACUGUGGUGAAAGAGGUCUUCUCUUAUUAAGAGUACGUGAUGAAGCAAGGAUAACAAUGGAAGCCUAUCAAACCUUGUAUUGCAGUUCCAUUGCAUUUGGUAUGAGGAAAGCUUUGCAGUCGGAACAAGGAAAAUCCGAUCUAAUGGAACAAGUUGCGAAGUUGGAAGCAGAACGUUCGUCAUUAGAGAAGCAGUGUGCAGAACUAAAACAGAAGACUGAGCAGUUGGAACGACGUGCGGCAGAACUACGAGCAGCAGAAGAGAAAAGACAUCAAGAAGAAUUACUGGCUCUUAAGAAGACUAACGCUCAGCUCAAGGCACAACUGGAAGGAAUUAUAGCACCGAAGAAAUAA
Danaus chrysippus (African queen) is the source of this 732-nucleotide messenger RNA. The record is from the annotation of a GenBank genome assembly. Lineage: Eukaryota; Metazoa; Arthropoda; Insecta; Lepidoptera; Nymphalidae.